GUACAACUUUUUGUGAAGACAAGACAGCUUGAAUUUAGCAACUUGACUUCGCUAUAUAUUGAUGUCUCCCCAUCUCAAUCACAGGCAGCUAGCUAUAAAUGAUUCUGGUUCUGGUACUGGUACUUGUUCUUGUUCUUGUUCUCGUUUAGAAAGGCAGAAAGUAUGGAAGUUGCGCCAUUCACGUAUCUCUUCCCUUCCGCUCAUCAAUUCCCCCCUCGAAACUAUGUGCACUGGACUCAGACCCCUGAAUCCCAUCUUUACUCGGCCGACAUACCAGGUGUGCGGAAGGAGGAGAUAAAGGUGGAGGUGGAGGACUCUAGGUACCUCAUCAUAAGAACGGAGGCGGUGGCGGACCGGAGCUUCAGCCGAAAAUUCCGGCUGCCGGAGCGGGUGGAUGUGGAGGGCAUUUCGGCGGAGUACGUGGACGGAGUGUUGACGGUGAAGGUGCCUAGAUCCUACAUCAGGAUGGGGUUUUUCAUUGAUCCACCUCAUACCAUGGAUCUCACUGCCACUGCUGCUUGAUUUUGCUAUUUCAUAUGUAUGUGUGGCUUGGACUUGCAUUCAAAACUCAUGAAAUUCUUUAAAAUAUGCAUAUCAUAUCGUUGGUAUUUGAAUCAUUGUUGAAAUUCUCCAUUUUGUUCAGUAGAAUGAAAAUUGGUCGCAGUUUGGAUUUUGAGUU
Messenger RNA from Salvia splendens (bonfire salvia), 679 nucleotides. Its product is annotated as 15.4 kDa class V heat shock protein-like. The transcript is spliced from 2 exons. Lineage: Eukaryota; Viridiplantae; Streptophyta; Magnoliopsida; Lamiales; Lamiaceae. The coding region runs from base 163 to 522 and encodes 119 amino acids. The record is from RefSeq and is a predicted model, not a curated record.